GGAAGCCCGGACUCCAGUCGCUGCUCCUACUCCGUCUGUCCGCCGGAUCCCGGCCCCGCCGAUCUCAGUUCUCUGUGGCCCGCGGUUCGCCGCCCCGCAAACCGCCACGAUGCCGGUGUUUCAUACGCGCACGAUUGAGAGCAUCCUGGAGCCGGUGGCGCAGCAGAUCUCGCACCUGGUGAUUAUGCACGAGGAGGGCGAGGUGGACGGCAAAGCCAUCCCUGACCUCACCGCGCCCGUGGCCGCCGUGCAAGCGGCCGUCAGCAACCUCGUCAGGGUUGGAAAAGAGACUGUUCAAACCACUGAGGAUCAGAUACUGAAGAGAGAUAUGCCACCAGCAUUUAUUAAGGUUGAGAAUGCUUGCACCAAACUUGUCCAGGCAGCCCAGAUGCUUCAGUCAGACCCUUACUCAGUACCUGCUCGAGAUUAUCUAAUUGAUGGGUCAAGGGGCAUCCUCUCUGGCACAUCAGACCUACUCCUUACCUUCGAUGAGGCUGAGGUUCGUAAAAUUAUUCGAGUUUGCAAAGGAAUUUUGGAAUACCUUACUGUGGCAGAGGUCGUGGAGACUAUGGAAGAUUUGGUCACUUAUACAAAGAAUCUUGGGCCAGGAAUGACUAAGAUGGCCAAGAUGAUUGACGAGAGACAGCAGGAGUUGACUCACCAGGAGCACCGGGUAAUGUUGGUGAACUCAAUGAACACUGUGAAAGAGUUGCUUCCAGUUCUCAUUUCAGCUAUGAAGAUUUUUGUAACAACUAAAAACUCAAAAAACCAAGGAAUAGAAGAAGCUUUGAAAAAUCGCAAUUUUACUGUAGAAAAGAUGAGUGCUGAAAUUAAUGAGAUCAUCCGUGUAUUACAACUCACUUCUUGGGAUGAAGAUGCCUGGGCCAGCAAGAAGGACACUGAAGCCAUGAAGAGAGCAUUAGCCUCCAUAGACUCCAAACUGAACCAGGCCAAAGGUUGGCUCCGUGACCCCAGUGCCUCCCCAGGAGAUGCUGGUGAACAGGCCAUCAGGCAGAUCUUAGAUGAAGCUGGAAAAGUUGGUGAACUUUGUGCAGGCAAGGAACGCAGAGAGAUCCUGGGAACCUGCAAAAUGCUAGGGCAGAUGACUGAUCAAGUGGCUGACCUCCGGGCUAGAGGUCAAGGAGCUUCACCAGUGGCCAUGCAGAAAGCCCAACAGGUAUCUCAAGGUCUGGAUGUGCUCACUGCAAAGGUGGAAAAUGCAGCUCGCAAGCUGGAAGCCAUGACAAACUCAAAGCAGAGCAUUGCGAAGAAGAUUGAUGCUGCUCAGAAUUGGCUUGCAGAUCCAAAUGGAGGACCUGAAGGAGAAGAACAGAUCCGAGGUGCUUUGGCUGAAGCUCGGAAAAUAGCAGAAUUGUGUGAUGAUCCUAAAGAGAGAGAUGACAUUCUGCGUUCCCUUGGAGAAAUAUCUGCUCUGACUUCUAAAUUAGCAGAUUUACGAAGACAGGGGAAAGGAGAUUCCCCGGAGGCUCGUGCAUUGGCCAAACAGGUGGCCACAGCCCUACAGAACCUGCAGACCAAAACCAACAGGGCUGUGGCAAACAGCAGACCUGCCAAAGCAGCUGUCCACCUUGAGGGCAAAAUUGAACAAGCACAGCGAUGGAUUGAUAAUCCUACAGUGGAUGACCGGGGAGUUGGUCAGGCUGCCAUCCGGGGGCUUGUGGCUGAAGGACAUCGUCUGGCUAAUGUCAUGAUGGGGCCUUAUCGUCAAGAUCUUCUUGCCAAGUGUGACCGUGUGGACCAGCUGACGGCUCAGCUGGCUGACCUGGCUGCCAGAGGGGAAGGGGAAAGUCCUCAGGCUAGAGCACUUGCAUCGCAGCUCCAAGACUCCUUAAAGGAUCUGAAAGCCAGGAUGCAGGAGGCUAUGACUCAGGAGGUGUCAGAUGUUUUCAGUGAUACCACAACUCCCAUCAAGCUAUUGGCAGUGGCAGCCACUGCCCCUCCUGAUGCACCCAAUAGGGAAGAGGUGUUUGAUGAGAGGGCAGCAAACUUUGAAAACCAUUCGGGAAGGCUUGGAGCUACAGCUGAGAAGGCGGCUGCUGUUGGUACUGCUAAUAAAUCAACAGUGGAAGGCAUUCAGGCAUCAGUGAAGACUGCCCGAGAACUCACACCCCAGGUCAUCUCCGCUGCACGCAUCUUACUUAGGAACCCUGGAAAUCAGGCCGCUUAUGAACAUUUUGAAACCAUGAAGAACCAGUGGAUUGAUAAUGUUGAAAAAAUGACAGGGCUGGUGGACGAAGCCAUUGAUACCAAAUCUCUGUUGGAUGCUUCUGAAGAAGCAAUUAAAAAAGAUCUGGACAAAUGUAAGGUAGCCAUGGCCAACAUUCAGCCUCAGAUGCUGGUUGCUGGGGCAACAAGCAUUGCGCGUCGGGCCAACCGAAUCCUGCUGGUGGCGAAGAGGGAGGUGGAGAACUCUGAGGAUCCCAAGUUCCGUGAGGCUGUGAAAGCUGCCUCUGAUGAACUGAGCAAAACAAUCUCCCCUAUGGUGAUGGAUGCAAAGGCUGUGGCCGGAAACAUUUCUGAUCCUGGCCUGCAAAAGAGCUUCCUGGACUCUGGAUAUCGGAUCCUGGGAGCUGUGGCCAAGGUCAGAGAAGCCUUCCAACCUCAGGAGCCUGACUUCCCACCUCCUCCACCAGACCUUGAACAGCUCCGUCUGACAGAUGAGCUCGCGCCUCCCAAACCACCUCUGCCUGAGGGUGAGGUCCCUCCACCCAGGCCCCCACCACCAGAGGAAAAGGAUGAAGAGUUUCCCGAGCAGAAAGCCGGGGAGGUGAUUAAUCAGCCAAUGAUGAUGGCUGCCAGGCAGCUCCAUGAUGAAGCUCGUAAAUGGUCCAGCAAGCCGGGUAUCCCAGCCGCUGAGGUGGGUAUAGGAGUUGUAGCUGAGGCAGAUGCGGUUGAUGCUGUUGGGUUCUCUGUCCCCUCUGACAUGGAAGACGAUUACGAACCUGAGCUGCUGUUAAUGCCAUCCAAUCAGCCGGUCAACCAGCCCAUUCUGGCCGCGGCUCAGUCCUUGCAUCGGGAAGCUACCAAGUGGUCUAGUAAGGGCAAUGACAUCAUUGCAGCAGCCAAGCGCAUGGCUCUGCUAAUGGCUGAGAUGUCUCGGCUGGUAAGAGGGGGCAGUGGUACCAAGCGGGCACUCAUCCAGUGUGCUAAGGACAUUGCCAAGGCCUCAGAUGAAGUGACUCGGUUGGCCAAGGAAGUUGCCAAGCAGUGCACAGAUAAGCGGAUUAGAACCAACCUCUUACAGGUAUGUGAGCGAAUCCCAACUAUAAGCACCCAGCUCAAAAUCCUGUCUACAGUGAAGGCCACCAUGCUGGGCCGGACCAACAUCAGUGAUGAGGAAUCUGAGCAGGCCACAGAGAUGCUGGUUCACAAUGCUCAGAACCUCAUGCAGUCUGUGAAGGAGACUGUGAGAGAAGCAGAAGCUGCUUCAAUCAAAAUUCGAACAGAUGCUGGAUUUACACUGCGCUGGGUCAGAAAGACUCCCUGGUACCAGUAGGCACCCAGCCAAACCUGGCUGGUACAGAAACCCCUACUGAAGAGAAGAAUGAUCUUGAGUUCCAGGAGCCAUCUGGAGUUGCUGGGGGUUGAAAAACCACAUCCUGGCCUAAUAUAUCAGAAAGGAAUGGGGGCCUCUUCACAUUGCAAAACAUUUAUACUCUUUGUCAUGGACACUUUGAAAUGUGUCUCCAUAUAAAUUCUGUCUUCUCAAACACAGUUAAACUCAUGUAUACUCUAUCUCAAUAGGCAGACUGGGUUUCUAGCCCAUGGACUUCACAUAAGCUCAGAAUUUAAGAGUAAAAACACUAGCCAGACACCCUAGGGGACAUUUCCCUCUCCCUUCCUUUUCACUAGCCUCCACUUUCCCCUUCAGGCUCCUACGACCCAGAGCCCAAGCAAGUCAGUUAAGAAAAUCACUGUGCCUCCAAAAAAUUAUCUGGGCUUUCCACGUUGCUGCCGACCCUGCCUGCCUUCCCUGGAUUGUGCUACCUGGGUCCUUUUCAGAAGUGAGCUUUGCUGCUGCAGGAAAAGGUGGCCUUUGGGGGGGGGCCAACAUAUUUGGCCUGGACUCAUUUCCUCUCAUCCUCAAUUUAAUGCAAGUUUCCCAAAGAAUAAAACCAGAAUUCAUUGUCAGGAGAAAAAUCACAGAAUCACAUGAUUCUGUCUUUACUAUGCCCUUGAGCAAUGUGCUAGGGAAACUUCUUGUCCCAUGUCCUGCCUCAGCCUGCCCAGGUAACCAUCCCGUGAACACACUGUGUGUCCUGGUGCUGUCUGCCACUAGAGGGGCAGAGUAGCCAGGGUGUGGCCCUGCCCAUCCUCCCAGUGGGGUCCUGCCCAGGCGUUCCAUGCUUUGUCACUGCCUACAGAGGUCUGUGCUGAGGCCUUAUCAUUCAUUCUUAGCUCUUUUGUUAUUUUUAAGCUGAAAUGCUGCAUUUAAUUUUUAACCAAAUCAUGUCUCUUAUCCUGGCUUUUGUAGUCUUCCCCUAAACCCUUUCCAAAUAAGGUUUUAAAUAUAUGUAGGUGUUCCUUCUUUUCUUUUUUUGGAGACGGGGUCUCAGUGUUGCCAAGCCGGGUCUCAAACUCCUGGGUUCACUCCUAUCUUGGCCUCCCGACAUGUUUACAGACAUGUUUACUGUGUCUUGGCUUUGUAAUUUUGAAAGAUCCUUUUUAAUCCUUUUGAAAUUCAGCCCUAAGAAUUAGUGCUCACCCUGUGAGAUUGUCUAAUGAAAAGGCAAUUCUGUUAAAAGACACUUCUACCUAAGGGACAGUGGUAUUUGCAGACUAGAACUUGGGUGCUUCUGGGAAUAAAUCAAUGGUAAAUACUCCUAAAAUUCCUACCUCCCUUCAACCAACUACAAUCAAGACCCUUUAUCCUCUCCUAAAUACAACUGUUUAAGAGAGUAAUAAGUAUAAUAUUUAAUUUUCACCAUAGUAAGUUUCCUAUUAGGCAAACUUUUGGCAACUUUUCUUUUUCUUUUCAUACUUAUUAUUUGCCGUCUAAGCAUUCUCCAGCACAUAAACCAUAUUUCUUUCCAAACUCAGAAUGAAGAAAGUAAAGGAGUGAGACCCUUUGUCUAAAUAUGCUUCCCUUUCACCCCCAAUGUGUGUUAGAUCCCAACAUCAGAUGUGUAACACUUGUCUUAAGGUGGUCCUGCACACACGGGCUACCUCUGUUUCCUUUAACUGAUAAAGAUUAUUUUAAGGCCCUCAGCAUAUUUGUAUAGUUGCUUACCUGAUAUAAAUGCAAUAUUAAUGCCUUUAAAGUAUGAAUCUAUGCCAAAGAUCACCUUUCAUUUUACUAAAGAUUACUUAGAAGAAAUAAGAAAAAUAUUUGCUCUUCAAGUUCUUCCGGUGUUUUGAGACACUGGUUUAUACUUUAUGCCAGAUGUGCUUUUUUCUAACAGCAGUGCUCAAGACACACUGAAGAAACAAACAAAUCCCUGAAUGAUAGAGGUGUCACCACUUAAAAAAAAAAAAAUUUGUAAGCUAGGAUUUGUUAUAUGCAAGUAUUUUCUGCCUCCUUUUGGUUCUGUUUAAAACAAUAAAAUGCAUUUGUAUGAA
Molecule: messenger RNA, 5580 nt
Organism: Sciurus carolinensis (gray squirrel)
Lineage: Eukaryota; Metazoa; Chordata; Mammalia; Rodentia; Sciuridae
Gene: Vcl
Product: vinculin
Exons: 22
Coding region: 110-3517 (1135 amino acids)
Biological process (GO): cell adhesion
Cellular component (GO): actin cytoskeleton
Molecular function (GO): structural molecule activity; actin filament binding
Source: RefSeq, a predicted model, not a curated record